AGUUCUCUCUAGAAAUAAAAGGCAAUGGAGAAAAUGAUGGUGAAAUUAUGUGUGUUGACUUUUUUCUUGCUAGCUACUUCUGUCCCUUCACUGAUGGCUGAUAUGAACGAUGACAAGGAAGACAAUGGGUUGUUGGUAUUGCCAAGUCAAACUAAGCUUGAGAAGGAAGUCAUACCAGCCGCUCUUAGCCAACUAUUUUUCACUCGUUAUGGUCAAGCAUAUUUGAAGAGGUUAGGGUUUUGUCUGAAUGUAAGGGUGUGCCAUUCUGAUGCGGAUUGUGAGGAUGCAAUAUGCGGACCUAAAUGUCAUUCAGACAUAGCUCUGGGACAUAUUUGUGGACAACACUCAUAAUCAAGUGACAAAUAAAAAUAGCUGGCCUGAUGAUAUUUCCAAUGUUAGUUUUACCCUGUUUCUGUAUUUCUCUAAUAAAAGUCGUGUGAUCGAUCUAUUUAGGCCAUAGAUGAACUACGUACAUCUUUAGUAUCUUUGGCCGAUAGGGCUUUCACAUUUCCGGUUGUACUUUUAUGGGGUGCAUGUGUUUGCAUCUUUUGAAUUGUCUUUCUUUAAUUUCGUGUCAAACUUGUGUCUUUGAUCAAAUAAAAGUGCGUGAUUAAAUGUCAUGAAUUCUAGCUAUUUAAUAAAUUGAUAUUAUAAUGAAAUCCAAAUAUAUUCGAGUCUAUCAUGCAUGUAAUAACGCAUGUUAAUAUUAAUUGUGUGACAUUUUAC
Messenger RNA from Cuscuta epithymum, 726 nucleotides. Lineage: Eukaryota; Viridiplantae; Streptophyta; Magnoliopsida; Solanales; Convolvulaceae. The record is from the annotation of a GenBank genome assembly.